AUGACUAUGCUGAAACUAGGCUUCCUCUCCAGCACCUGGCACAACACUUCCAAAGGAAUGUUUGCCGGCUCAUGCAUCGGCGUCAUCCUCCUCGUCCUCUCACUCGAGUUCCUUCGCCGCGCCGGCAAAGAGUACGACCGCUACAUCCUCUCCCAACACACUCGUUCUCUCGCACACGCGAGCCCAGAUCCGAGCCCCUCUUCUUCCGACGCCAUGAACAAGAACACCGCGAGCGCUAUCACCCGCACGGUUCCUCCGCGAUCGUUCCGACCCAACGUCCUGCAACAGGGUAUUCGUGCUUUGCUACACAUGCUGCAGUUUGCAGUCGCGUACUUCGUCAUGUUGCUGGCCAUGUACUACAACGGAUACAUCAUCAUUUGCAUCUUCAUCGGAGCGUUUCUCGGAUACUUUGUCUUCGGUUGGGAGUCGUUCAACGUGUCGCAGGGUAGCAGAGAUCGGAUGCAGGAGGAGGUGACGGUGUGCUGCGGCUAG
Messenger RNA from Didymosphaeria variabile, 492 nucleotides. RefSeq names its product Copper Transporter integral membrane protein that functions in high affinity copper transport (gene CTR3). NCBI's taxonomy places the organism in Eukaryota, Fungi, Ascomycota, Dothideomycetes, Pleosporales, Didymosphaeriaceae. The record is from RefSeq and is a predicted model, not a curated record. Gene Ontology annotation, biological process: copper ion transmembrane transport. Bases 1 to 492 code for a protein of 163 amino acids. Gene Ontology annotation, molecular function: copper ion transmembrane transporter activity. Gene Ontology annotation, cellular component: membrane. The transcript has 3 exons.